Messenger RNA from Papaver somniferum (opium poppy), 1674 nucleotides. Its product is annotated as protein NRT1/ PTR FAMILY 5.10-like. The transcript is spliced from 3 exons. The record is from RefSeq and is a predicted model, not a curated record. Bases 4 to 1674 code for a protein of 556 amino acids. NCBI's taxonomy places the organism in Eukaryota, Viridiplantae, Streptophyta, Magnoliopsida, Ranunculales, Papaveraceae. Gene Ontology annotation, cellular component: membrane. Gene Ontology annotation, biological process: transmembrane transport; dipeptide transport. Gene Ontology annotation, molecular function: dipeptide transmembrane transporter activity; tripeptide transmembrane transporter activity.
UAUAUGGUGGAUUACAAAGGAGAUAGAAUAGUUUUUGAAAAUAAUAAGUCAAAAUAUGGUGGAUGGAAAUCAGCUGGUUUGAUAAUUAUAGUUGACAUUGCAGAAUGUAUGGCUUACUAUGGAAUAUCUGCAAACCUUAUUACUUAUCUAACCGGUCCUCUAGGCCAAUCAACAGUUACAGCAGCAGCAAAUGUUAAUACUUGGGUCGGAUUUAUAUGGAUGCUUCCAGUUUUUGGUGCUGUUGUUGCUGAUUCUUUUCUUGGAAGAUUUCGUACUAUCAUCAUCUCCACUCUCAUCUAUGUUCUGGGACUCGGGUUGUUAACCUUAUCAGUUGUGCUCCCUUCUCUUAUAGGCCCGCGCGACUGCCUACUUGACAGCAAUAGCAUCUAUUGCACGUUUCCGUCUUUUCAGGUCAUUUUUUUCUUCUGUUCUUUGUAUCUGGUAGCUUUUGGAAGAGCUGGAUUUAAACCUUGCGUACAAGCAUUUGGGGCUGAUCAAUUUGAUGCAAGAAAUCCAGAGGAGUGCAAGUCUAAGAGCUCAUUCUUCAAUUGGUGGUAUUUUGGGAUAUGUCUUGGUAGUAGUAUUUCUCGGCUGUUCUUGACUUACAUUCAAGAUAAUGUGAGCUGGAGUCUCGCAUUCGGAAUUUCAACAAUUUCUUUGGUAGUGGCACUAAUUGUAUUCUUGCUGGGAACACCAACUUAUCGGUACAGUGUAAAAAAGGAAAAUGAAAACCCGAUACUUAGAAUAACCCAAGUUUUUGUUGCAGCUGCUAGAAAUCGGAAACAAAACGAUGCAUCCAAAGAUGGAGAAAUCUCAAACUCCCGCGGUAUACGUGUUGGUGUUCAUCAAUUCAGGUUUUUGGACAAAGCUUUAAUCAAUCCGAUAAACUCAACGAAAAAUGCAAGACAAUGUAGCAUUGCUCAAGUAGAAGACGCAAAGAUGACACUGCGCUUGGUUCCAAUAUGGAUUUCAUGUUUAAUAUACGCAGUAGUGUUUGCUCAAUCCACUACUUUCUUCGUUAAGCAGGGCAACACAAUGGAUAGAUCAAUUGGUACCAGCUUUCAGAUACCUGCUGCUGCAUUACAAAUUCUAAUAAAUGUGUCUAUAUUUAUCUUCAUCCCUUUAUACGAUUUCGCGUUAGUUCCUUUUGCUCGUAUCAUCACUGGCAAGCCUAACGGUAUCACAAUGCUUCAGAGGAUUGGUUUCGGAAUGUUCCUAUCCACAUUGUCCAUGGUUAUAGCAGCUGUAAUUGAAAAGAGACGGCUUUUAGUUGCACUAAAUUUUGGAUUGAUAGACAGACCAGAAGUACCGGUUCCUAUGAGCGUGUGGUGGUUAUCUCCUCAAUAUCUUUUGAUCGGACUUGCAGAUGUUUUCGCUACGGUUGGUUUGCAAGAAUUCUUCUAUGACCAGGUUCCAGAUAGUUUGAGGAGUAUAGGGAUCUCUCUUUACUUAAGCGUCCUAGGUGUAGGGAGCUUCCUUAGUGGAUCUCUGAUAUCAAUAAUUGAGCACAUAACCGGGGGAUCAAGUAGUCACUACAGUUGGUUCUCGAAUAACCUCAAUCGAGCUCAUCUUGACUACUUCUAUUGGCUUUUAGCUGGACUCAGUCUGGUAGAGCUGGUUGCUUUCUUAUACUUGUCAAAAGUUUAUCUUUAUAAGCGUGGAACAUCGUCAUGA